Alexandromys fortis (reed vole) is the source of this 5481-nucleotide messenger RNA. It is a transcript of the gene E2f7, whose product is annotated as E2F transcription factor 7. Lineage: Eukaryota; Metazoa; Chordata; Mammalia; Rodentia; Cricetidae. The record is from RefSeq and is a predicted model, not a curated record. Gene Ontology annotation, molecular function: RNA polymerase II cis-regulatory region sequence-specific DNA binding; DNA-binding transcription factor activity, RNA polymerase II-specific. The transcript has 13 exons. Gene Ontology annotation, cellular component: RNA polymerase II transcription regulator complex. Gene Ontology annotation, biological process: regulation of transcription by RNA polymerase II.
UCCCGGGCUGGAGCUGGCUAAGGCGGGUAGGAUAACGCUGCUGACGGACGGACGGACGCCGCUAGCUGGCUGGCUGGGCUGGCUGGCUGGCUGGAGUCGGGGAUCUGCGAGCCUGGCCCGGCUCUGUCCAUGUCGCCAGCCGGCCGCUGAGAUCUCCACGCACGCCCUGCCCGCGCACGCGUGUGGCUGCGGGUGUCCCCGGAGACGGAAAGCCUCCAUCGCACAGCGGCAAUGGAGGUAAAUUGUUUAACACUAAAAGACUUGAUGAGCCCCAGACAGGCCAGACUGGAUUUUGCCGUCGAAGAUGCCGAAAGUGCACAAAAGGAAAAUAUAUUUGUUGAUCGAUCAAGGAUGACCCCAAAGACUCCGAUGAAAAAUGAGCCAAUUGAUCUGUCAAAGCAGAGAAUCUUUACUCCAGAAAGAAAUCCCAUCACGCCAGUAAAGCUGGUCGACAGGCAGCAGCAGGUGGAGCCAUGGACGCCCACAGCCAACCUCAAGAUGCUUAUCAGCGCUGCCAGCCCCGACAUCAGAGACCGGGAGAAGAAAAAGGGGCUGUUCAGACCCAUCGAGAAUAAGGAGGAUGCAUUUGUGAACUCGCUGCAGCUCGACGUCGUUGGCGACGGUGUCGUGGAUGACUAUGAAAAGCAAAGGCCGAGCAGAAAGCAGAAAAGCUUGGGACUGCUGUGCCAGAAGUUUCUCGCUCGCUACCCAAGUUACCCCUUGUCCACUGAGAAAACCACCAUCUCCCUAGACGAAGUCGCCGUCAGUCUUGGUGUGGAGAGAAGACGCAUCUAUGACAUCGUCAAUGUGCUGGAGUCCCUGCAUCUGGUCAGCCGGGUGGCAAAGAAUCAGUAUGGUUGGCACGGUCGACACAGCCUGCCCAGAACCCUGAGGACGCUGCAAAGACUGGGAGAGGAGCAGAAGUACGAAGAGCAGAUGGCCUGCCUCCAGCAGAAGGAGCUGGACUUGGUGGAUUACAGGUUCGGGGAGCGCAGGAAAGAUGGCUCCCCGGAUCCCCAAGAUCAACACCUACUUGAUUUUUCUGAGUCCGACUACCCUUCUUCAUCUGCAAACAGUCGGAAAGAUAAAUCUCUCCGAAUUAUGAGCCAGAAGUUUGUCAUGCUGUUCCUUGUCUCCAAAACCAAGAUUGUUACCCUGGACGUGGCUGCCAAAAUCCUCAUAGAAGAAAGCCAAGACACCCCGGACCACAGUAAAUUCAAAACAAAGGUACGGCGCCUCUAUGACAUAGCCAAUGUCCUGACCAGCCUGGCUCUGAUAAAGAAAGUGCACGUCACGGAAGAGCGAGGCCGUAAACCAGCCUUCAAGUGGAUCGGGCCCGUGGACUUCAGCUCCAUUGACGAAGAGCUCCUGGAUGUCUCUGCCUCUGUCUUACCGGAAUGGAAGAGAGAAACAUAUGGCCAGAUCCGAGUGUGUGCGAAACAGAGGCUGGCUCGGUACGGUUCCUUUAACACGGUUCAGACGUCUGAGAAGAUAGAGAGGAAAGUGAGCUCGGAGCCCAGCAGCCCACAGGGAGGAAAACAAGGAUCAGCCUACUCCCUAGAAAUUGGAAGUCUGGCAGCUAUCUACAGACAGAAAGUAGAAGACAAAUCACAGGGGGAAGGCUUUGCCAGCAAGAGAGUGGUGCCUCCAGCAAGCAGCUUGGACCCUGCCCUCCCCGCUGACUCAGAAUACUGCGUCAAGUCUUUAGCCCACCCAGUAUUUUCUGUUGCUCAGGCAGAUUUACAGGCUUCCUCCACUCAGAAUGGCCUCCACGGACAAGCAGGUGGCCACAUUCCUCCCGCCGCCUAAGACACAGAGAGCUUGAAGCCAGCUCUGCUUGCUGGCCAGCCCCUGGUCUACAUGCCCUCCUCGCUGUUCAUGCUGUGUGGGAGCCUGCAGGAGGGACUGUCCCCUCCUGCAGAGCUGAGAGCAGAGGAGGAUGGUGGCUCAGAAGUCCCGGCUGACCUGUCCUUGGCACCCUCGGCUCAGAAGCGCCUGUGUGAGGAGAGGAAUCCCCACAAGGAGGAUGAGCCAGCCAUGAAAAGGCAAAGUCAGGAAUUUGAAGACAGCCCCUUAUCCCUAGUCAUGCCCAAGAGACCGUCAAACUCCACAGCCCUCGCCUCUCCUGUGACUGAGGGAGACGGGAGAUCUACGCCCCUGGAAGCCUCCGCCUGUGAAAAGAGUCAGCCCCCGGCGGAUGUAGAAGUUUCAGGAAAGGCCGUGGCAAACUGCUGCUUCCUUGCUUCUGCAUGUGGAAACCCUUCGAGAAAUCCAGACGCAGAGAAGCCUUCAAACGGAAAUGACGUCACCAAAGACCCCGCCCUGCUGCAGUAUCUGUACGUGCAGUCCCCAGCAGGGUUAAACGGCUUCAACAUGCUCUUACCAGGCAAUCAGACGCCCCACGCUGUGGGGACGUCCCCGUCGGGUCAGCUGCCGUCCUUCGGCGUUCCUUGCAUGUUCUUGCCGUCUCCAGGUUUGGCCCCCUUCCCAGUUCUCUAUUCUCCGGCGAUACCCGCGCCCAUUACUUCAGCUCCCGCCAAUCUCCCAAACACCGGACCCAUGAAUUUCGGCUUGUCCACCCUGGGAUCCACAGCGCACCUUCUCCUCAGCCCUGCAGCCAUGGUCAGCCCGACGACGCCCACCGUCCCUUCCUCAGAUUCUCAGCCUCGGUGUCAGCCCUCCCUCAACCUGAGCCCAGGGAUGCCAGGCUCACACGGCGUCAUCCAUCCCGAGUCCCCCAGUUACAGGAGACAUCCGGUGUCAAUGGUAAAAGUAGAACAGUCUCCUGCACCAGCAACUCCCAAGAGCAUCCACCGAAGACAUCGGGAGACAUUUUUCAAGACUCCAGGCAGCCUUGGAGACCCUGUUUUUAGGAGAAGAGAAAGGAACCAAUCCCGAAACACUAGCUCGGCCCAGAGACGACUCGAAAUCUCAAGCAGCGGGCCUGACUAACCUGCUGCUUCAGUGGGUGGGGUGGCCUCGGCCCCUGAAGUUUCCCGCGCCCCAGACAAUGCCCGGCAUGGAACACACACAAGCUGUCCUGGUCCUCGGCUUGUGUCCUUCCUCUCUGGCAUCCACUGGUUCUGCUAACUUCCCAAUAUCACGACUCACCUAUUUGCCUGAAAGUAAUUGUUACUAAUAUAUGCAUCUAACACCAGCUAGAGCUCGGGCUCCGCCUGUCACAGCGGCAGUACUGGCCGACUGGUGUGGUCUGCUUCGAGAAUCAUCCGAGUGCUGGAAGUCAUUCCUGACAGGCUGCUGGAGCCUUGCAGUUUUUCUGAAGUGAGGGGGCUGUCUAGCACUUAACCGGGGCAAGCAUUGGCGAUGUGCGUCUCACUGCCCUGAGUGAGUCUGUAGUGAGAACUUUCUCUGCAGCCUAAAACACACUACUGCAUCCUCAGGCUCCGGGGAGCCGCCUUCAGUGACGAAUCCUACGGUGUUAUUUAUUUUGUUUCUGAAGGGGGACUUCCUGCACAAAGUUUACAACAUCGGUCUAACACGUAUUUUUUUUUUCAGGGUAUCGCGACUUGAAUGUUUAAGACUUUUUUUUUUUUUGGUAUAAUUUGCCCUGCACUUAUUCUACAACUUAUUAAUAAUGUGGAUAAAUGUAUAUACGUGACAGAUGUCAAGACCGAAAUAACUGUGAAUGCUCCUCCACCUAGCUAUUGAUGGAUGUACUGUGCUCAGCCUGUCUGGGGACACGGGAGCCGAAACCGAAGUCUAGGUGCCUUAUGGCUUGUUUCUCCAGUAACCAUGAAUAGUGAGGUUUUACUGUUUGUUUAAAACAAAGCCGAACCUACUGUGCUCAGCUUCCUUUGCUCCAUUCCACGCCCUGUGGUUUUUAAGUUGAACGUUCACUGUCCAGGGUCAGGUGUGUGCCUUCUCACGGUGGCCAUUUGUAGUCAGCUGAAUCAGGGUGACAGGAAGGAACGGAGGAGAUUGGAACCAGGCGAGAGUGUUGGUUGAAUUAUGAAGCAUAUUGAUAACAGAAACAUAAAGAGCAAUAGCUAAGUCUUUUGUUUUUCAUUUACUGAUUUUCCUCAGAUUUGGAGGGAGAUGAGGGAAAAUGGGCACAUUCUGCCCAUUUCCAAGAGUGUCCGUAAGUUCUGUGGCCCAGAAAAGGAACGGCGGGCACAGGGGUGUCUGUGCUAACAGAUACAGUCCCGGAAGCUGUCGCGCGCCUCCCUUUGUGAGCCACGUUGCUUUAGGGUUCCGCAUUGAUUGGUGUUUUUACCUCAGUCUUCUCUCUUAAGAGUAAACCUCCUGUUCCUUCCGCUCCCUUUUCCCUCUUUUCUUCCUGUGGUCCUCUCUUGAAACUUAGAGUCUUACUAUAAGGCUGCUUUUUCUCUGUAUUUUUUGUGCCCUGUGAAAUACCAUAUAAAAGUAUAAAAAAUAUUAAUUUAAGAGACUCUGGGAGCCUGAACAACACAGUUUUAUGUUCAGUACAGGACAUCUGUGGUCUUACUACCCCAACAACAGCUUUGGAAAACGGGAAAUGAGUGGCCAGAUGUAAUACAUUCGCUACUUAUCCAAUUUUUUUUUUAUAAACACUAAGCUUCUAAAGUUGUAAAAUGGCAUUACUCCCCUUUUUAAAAGUUGGUUUUUCCUUGAGUUAGGUGAAAACUGCAUGGCAGUGAUGACUCUGAACCGCUGUUUCCUUUCCGGAACAGGGGAAUCACCCUUUCUCAGAUAAUCGAACAUGCAGCCAGUGGGUCCGCCGAAGUCUGGCAUGUAAAACCUGCCCCAAAGCAUUUUCAUCAAGACGUCCACAUCUCCAUCGAAACACAAACCUCUUCCCUUGUUCCCGGGCAAUGUUCAUUUAUUUUUCACUAUGUGCUGUUCUUUACUAUUAGAGUUUUUACUGUUUGCAAAUUGACCACAUUAACCUCAGAGAAUUUGUGAUUCUUGAGAGGGUGUUGAGAAGCAAUGUCAUCAGUGAAACACAAAGUUACUUCUAUGCGAGGGUCCCGCAUGCUCUGGCUUUUGACUCGUCCAGAAGGCCUGGUACCCUUUGCCGCUGCCCGGCUGGACUUGAGUACCUGAGGCGGAGUAGAGUCUGUCGUAGUCUAAGUUAGGGCAAGAAGAAAUAAACUGUUAGUGAUCCCGCAGAGGACAUGAGCUCUGAGUCAGCACGGAGGGGUGCGUGACCUCCAACGAUGCUGUCCAGGGUUUGCGAAACCCUUGCAUUCUGGUACAAGAGUUGGGGGUAUAACUUUUAUACUUGAACCUACCUACCAAGUUUACAUUGCUCAAUGUAAGGUGCUAUUUCUGUAUUUAAAUAACGUUAAUAUAAGGCUGCUUCCUGCUUACCUUACUGCACUGCUAGAUUCUUGUAGGUGUUAAUAUCAUUGCUGCUUACCGCUCUGUUUCCAUGGUUUUCGGCUCUGCUCUUUCCCAGUGGCUAUGUUAUCUGUAGCCAUCUGCUUGUAACUUUCCUACAUGUAAACCAGACUUUUCCUUUUAGAAAAAUACUAAGCUUUA